CCCCAGAAGAUAUGUGCAGUUUCAUCAUCGCCCCUUCUUAUUUUUUACUUCUCCUUCCUCUUGAAAAUAGACCCAAAAAUAAGAGAAAUAGAGAAGAGAGAUGUUCCAUUCACAGUCUCUGCUGUCAAGAAAAGGGCCAUUAGGGAACAUUUGGAUAGCAGCCUACUGUCUUAAAAAGCUCAAGAGGCAACAAAUUGAUGACACUGACAUCAUCUCUUCUAUUGACAAGAUCAUUCCUGAAAUUCAGAUUUCAUAUCGGGUUCUAGCUCAACUUCUUCUGGGUGUUGUUAGAAUAUUUUCGAAGAAAGUCGACUAUCUCUACCACGAUUGUAAUGAGGCUAUCACUAACAUAAGAAGAUCAUUCAUUACUAUACAUAUUACCGCACAAAAUAAAUCAAAUCAUGGACGAAGACACGCUGCAAACAGGAAAGAAAAUAAAGAACCUCAACAUGAUCUACCACUAGCUAGUGAAGUAACUCAUUCACGAGAACAUAAUAUUUCUGCUCCAAAGAAUGGAGCACACGAGGUGCAAAUGGAAGCAAUCUGUGCGCCAUAUCAUGAUGCUACUAUUACUCUACCAGAGUGUUUUGAACUCGAUGCUUUCAAUCUGGAUGCUGCAGAUAAGGGAGAAACUGUGAAACCUCAUGAAAAGCCGGCCAUAUCUGAAGAUGAAUGGACAAACGACAAGAAUAAUCAGCAUUCCUUUCUGCAUGAGUGUAAUCGUAGGGAAGUGGAUAUUCAUGCUGAGUUUAAUUCAGCUUGUUUCUCCCCAGUUGAUGAUGUUAUUCAAUCUAAUAUGAUGGACCUCGAGUUCGCUGAAGUUUGCAAUUCAAGAAAUGAAGAAGUGAGAGGGAUGGUGGCAGAAUCUGAGAUAAAUGGAGGUUUAAAGGCCUGCUCUACUGAUGGCUCUCAUUUACACGAUAAUCACCAAGAACGCCAGGUACAUUCUCCUAAUCUUCAAGGUAAGAUGCAUGUUCAGAAAGAGGUGCAGUUUGAUGAGCCAGAAGAUCGAUGCAGACCAGUUAGUGAUACAACACUAUCAAAUAAAGGAGAACCUCGUGACCCUACUGAGGGGAAUUCAGCGGUUAGAAAUUUGAAUACAUCUCCACUUGUUUCAGGUCUACCUUCACCUCAGUUUGCAGUUACCACUCCAGCUAGAAAGGAAACUCGCCGGAUGUAUAGGAAAAGGAAGAUUCUCUAUGAUGAGACUAUUGUGUUGUCUAAUGGGACUAUGAGGAUGUGGAUACAAGAUGCAAGUGACUUAGUAGGCAAAAGAAGGAAAGUACCACUUACAUCUCUGGAUGCUUGGAGAGCCUACAGGAUCACUUAUCUGCAUCAAAAUUUUACUGAUCCUGUAAUUCCUUAUAUCUCUUCUGAAGACAAUGAUAUCCUCCGAAAGAAAUUGUCUGAUUAUCUGACACAGAAGAAAACAACAGUGUCCUCCAUUGAUGAGAGCAAUUUACAACAUGAAAUAUCCGAUAAAUCUAUGGACCCACAUGAUUUACAACAAGAAAACACUUUCUGUGGUAGUCCCCGUCGAGCAAAUUAUUCUGAGAUCUCUACUCCUGAUAGAUCAGAAGGGAGAAUGAGAGAGUCAUCUCCCAUAGCAAUCCCGUCUUCUGCUUUCGACAUGAUAGACAAGGCGCUAGAAUCUUUUGAAAAAGAAAGUGAUGAACCAGCAGAUGGUGGAUGGUCCGUGAGAGCAAGGGCGGUGGCAAACUAUUUAUACAACAAGUUUCUCUAUCUUAAAGAAAAAAAUAGAAAGGAAAGCUUGAAUUUGGGCAGCAUUUUAGAAGGACAAACAAGAGCUAAAUCUGCUAGAUUCUUUUAUGAAACACUGACCUUGAAGGCUAAGGGUUGCAUAGAUGUUGAGCAAGGUGCACCAUAUGCUGACAUCAUUGUAUCUGCCACUCCUCAACUUGAAUCCCUCUUCAAGAAUCAAUAGCGGAGACGAGGGAGAAAUUUUGGAGACUUUCCUUGUAGAUUAUAGUGAUCUUGUUCAUGACCUUAUAUGUUGUUGGUUGCAUCUCUCUCCUUGUUUUAUGUUUAAUAUAUUGUGAUCAGACUAGAAAACUUUUACAAAGCUAACCAACACAGGUUCCUCUGAGAGCGUC
This is a messenger RNA of Asparagus officinalis (garden asparagus), 2114 nucleotides long. RefSeq names its product sister chromatid cohesion 1 protein 3-like. NCBI's taxonomy places the organism in Eukaryota, Viridiplantae, Streptophyta, Magnoliopsida, Asparagales, Asparagaceae. Gene Ontology annotation, biological process: replication-born double-strand break repair via sister chromatid exchange; synaptonemal complex assembly; mitotic sister chromatid cohesion. Bases 101 to 1945 code for a protein of 614 amino acids. The record is from RefSeq and is a predicted model, not a curated record. Gene Ontology annotation, molecular function: protein binding; chromatin binding. The transcript has 13 exons. Gene Ontology annotation, cellular component: synaptonemal complex; cohesin complex.